AUGUAUAAGCUCAUCAUUUUGCUACUCGUCAUUACUUUUGUGAACGGAAGGGAAGAUUUUGGAAUGAAAUAUGUAUUGAGGAUAUACGAAGACUGCCAGCAAUCUGACGGCGUAAUACCUUGUUUGAAGAAGAAAGCUAUCCUCUUCUUCGACAGGGCUGCCAGGAUGGAGUCGAUUCCUUUGAUUGAUGGUGUGGAUAUAGUGAAGGCAUCAGAUAUGGAAGUUGUUCCAGUCAGCGAAAAUGAUAUAGAAGCAAGUUUACCCAGGAAUUACGAAAGCAAGGAUGGGAUGCUGUCAAGCAUGCUCUGGGAUAGAGUUGCUGCUUUUGCAAAUUCAAGAACUAUCCAACUAUCAUUACCAAAGAUGUCUGGCCAGGAGCUUAACAAAGGUAUCGAAGAAGGUCGUGGAAAGAUGAAGAAGAUGAUGGGAAUGAUGAUGAUGGGUGGAGCGAUGAAGAUGGCAGCGAUGAUACCUCUUGCUAUCGCUGGUUUAUUCGUGUUAGCUGGAAAAGCUCUCAUAGUAUCUAAGAUCGCUCUGCUUCUAGCAGGAAUAAUUGCAUUAAAGAAGAUUGUGGCACAGAAGAAUAUGGGUGGUGGUAGCAGUAGCCAUGAAAGCCACGGCUGGUCAUCUGGAGGCGGGAGCAGUGGGGGCGGUUGGGAUAAAAGAUCAGCAUCUGACUUAGCCUAUAACGCCUAUAAGACUAAUUAG
This is a messenger RNA of Danaus chrysippus (African queen), 708 nucleotides long. The record is from the annotation of a GenBank genome assembly. NCBI's taxonomy places the organism in Eukaryota, Metazoa, Arthropoda, Insecta, Lepidoptera, Nymphalidae.